GCAGAAGCAUCAUUGACAAGCCAACUCCGUUGCUAGGUUUUCUGAAGUUAUUUUACAUUCCGCAAUUGGCACAUUAUUAGCGAGAGCUAGCUCGCCAGAAAUCGAUAUUGCACGCGAAAUGCAGAGCUGACAAAUACCGAAUUAUCCAGUCAGUUAUUUUUUUUUUAUCAACUCCCAUCAAGUUGACAAAACGUCCUGUUUCGAUAUGGUAACUAGCUGGUCUGUACGUUAGCAAGCAAAGCUAGCUACUUUAGCCUGUUCUGCGCACAAUGGUGACUGACAUUCUCUGAAAUGUUUGAAAUAAUUUUUUUUUUUUUUGUCGUGUCAGUGAAUGACAGAUUGCUUUAACAUAUUUGGUUAUCUGAUACGUAAAAUACCUAACUAACGUUAUCCAUGCGAUGUAAAAUCUGGCAGGCGUCAGCAACGCAGCUCUGCAAUGGUUUCAGGCGUCAGCAACGCCUGGGAACACGAUCUUUGCAUAACGACAGUCUUAAUUCAUUAUUUUGUAACCUUAGCUAGCUAACAUCGGUAUGGCCUAGCUAGGCAGCCUGUCAUGUCAGUAGGACCCGUUUCACUUUUUACUCAUUUUCUAACGUUACUCAGUCACUGCAAGUGAUUUCAAAUACGGAUUGUUCAAUUAUUGAACUGGAAUCAAACUAGUUAAUUCAUUCAAUGUAACGUUAUAUCCUAUGUCUGCCCGCUCAGACUGUGGCGGAAGCUGUGUCUAAACGCAAGUACGCCUCGCAAGCAAUACAGUUUUGGAAAAAAUAUGGAACGUAACUUUAUCAGUGAAUAAUACUUUAUGACUAGCGUUCCUACACGGCCAUAUUUCCAUCUUACAUCGCUUGUUUACAGAGUCGGCGACUACCUGUGCUAAUUAGCUAUCUGCAUCGCUGAACACCUGUGUGUAACGGAAGGAUGCCACAAACGUGUAACUGAAAAAUUGUCAACUUUCAACUGUGUAAAGCUCCAACCCAAAUCUGAGCCAUGUCGUCACGCGUGCUGCUUCGGCAGCAGCUGAUGCGGGAUCAAGCCCAGGAGCAAGAGAGACGGGAGGCCCAGGAGCAGGCCUCUGUGGCUCAGCUCAGGGCAACUGACUCCACCCCUGCUAUCGCUGUCACUCUGCCCCCAAUAGCUGCUCGCCCUCUGUCCGCACAGGUGCCCGUGGAGGUUUUGAAGGUGCAGACCCACCUGGAGAACCCCACCAAGUUUCACAUCCAGCAGUCUCAGAGGCAGCAGGUGAAGCAGUAUCUCUCUGCCACCCUCUGCAAUAAGGUGGCAACUCAGACCCUGGGUGUGUCUCCCCUGGCCCUGUCUAGCUCUGCCCCUGAGAUGGAUCCCAUAGCCCGCAGUGCUCCCAACAGCUCCAUGGCUUUACACAACCUGGGAUCCAACAAAGAGGAGAUAGAUGGUGUAAUUGAUGACAUCAUCAGCCUUGAAUCAAGUUUCAGUGACGAUUUCAUGACAUUAAUUGAAUUGGGGCUACAGCUGCCUAGUACGCUCCCCGGGCACCUCCUGGAAGUGAACCAUAGUCCUGGAAUGGCAGCACCUACCCUCACUGUCAGCAUCUCCUGCCCUGCAGAUCUAACCAAUAUUAAAAGGGAAUACUCUGAUAACAAAGCGCUGGUGAAAGAGAGACAGAAGAAAGACAACCAUAACCUCAUUGAGAGGAAGCGGAGGUUUAACAUCAAUGACCGCAUAACAGAGCUGGGGUCCAUAAUACCCAAGUCAAGGGACUCGGAGAUGUGCUGGAAUAAGGGCACCAUUCUGAAGGCCUCAGUGGACUACAUCAGGAAGCUGCAGAAGGAGCAGCAGAGAGCCAAGGAGGUAGAGAUGCGUCAGAAGAAGCUGGAACAUGCUAACCACUGCUUGAUGCUGCGCAUCCAGGAGUUGGAAGUGCAGGCUCAGCUUCAUGGACUCUCUAGCCCGAUGUCCUAUGGUCUGAGUUCAGACCCCUCCCUCAUCCAGCAGCAGCACCUUCAGCAGGGAGGUCAUAUACUAGGGCCCAGAACUGGAGUGGCCUGCUCCCAAACCUUUCUCAGCCUGGGUGAUGCAGCCAUGGCACAGCCCAUCCCUACCUCCUUCCUCUCUCCACCCUCCACUGACUCCCCUGUGGGUGUGACCAUAGGCAGCCCUCUGGACCUGGGCAGUCUGAGCUUCGCUGAGCUGGAUGACCCCUCCAAUGCUGGGCUGUUCCCAGACGUGGGGUUGGGGGAUAUCCUCAUGGAUGAGGGGUGCACACUGUCCCCUGAGAGGGUGGACCCACUGUUUUUCGUGUCACCAGGUGCCUCGAAGACCAGCAGUCGUAGGAGCAGCUUCAGCAUGGAGGAGGACUUGUAAAGGGUCAUAUUGGGGUCAAGCUGAUCGAGAGAGAGAAGGGAUUUAGGGAAUGAGAGGGCUAGGGCAGGAGGAGGAGCACAGGAAAAUAAGAGCCCCCGGAGUUAAAACACUGCAUAUGGCACUGGACUCUCCUUUAAAACAAACAGCCAAUCGUUUAACGUAACAGGACUUUGAUCUGAAUCAUGCAUCAGUACAAAAUAAAUGACAAUCCUUUCCUCUCUUACCAAGUUAAUAUUGGUCCCUGAACUUAGAAAAAGAAAACAAAAACUUUUCAGUACACGAAUCAAUAGUAAUGCAAUAAUUUUCGAAUGGAAAAUAGUAAAAUUAGUAUUUGGAUAUUGACUAUGGACAUUGAUUUUUGUUCUGUUUCUUGCAAGCCUCAACUCAACCAAGAGUUCCCUGCAGAGAAAUUAAAGAGGAAAUAGUGGUGGUUUAGUCAAGUAUAUUAUUGGUCCUUAUAGAGCGUAUACUUUGUGCACUUUGUAACUUUUGUGAGAAGAAAGCAAUGAGGUUCUUGUAUCUAUUUAGUGAAAUUGGAAUGAACUACAUAACGGGUGCGCUAUUGAAUUGAGGUAUUUUUUAACUGACUUGAAUCAGGAUCUGUUAGCUUAAAGUGUUUAAGUUUAUGCCUAUUUUUACACAUCUCAGAAGGUUUGUCUAACAAAAAUGUACCAAAGUAGUAUUUAUUAAAUAUAUGGCACAUAGUGUUUGUGAUUUAAAACAAACACAUUUGAUGACCUGUAAAAACAAAAGAUAUCUAGAUUUACUGUAUCUUACAUUUACUUUCAAAGCAUGUUGUUGCGCCUUUUCCUGUUGUCUAUGCAUUUUCUUUUAACGCUUUUGUCCGUUGAAUGGUUGUACAGCUGGUCAGUAACUCAACUAAUGAUAAGCGAGAGAAGUAAAACAAAAGCUACUGCAGCUAGUCAGCCAAAGCAGGCCACCUUUCACAGAAAGAUAAUAUAUUUAAGUCAUUAUACGGGUGUGUUAUAUAGUAAAUGGAAGUAUAGCUUUAACGUAUGUUAAUCUCUGAAACACUGCAUGCUACAUGUGUGUUUGUGUUGUAAAAACAUGUACUGGGUUGUGUGCAGUAGUCUUUCUGAGAUGGUCAUUUGUGAUGAUAUGAUAAGAUUAUGUUGAAUAAGAUUUAUAUGGCUGUUCCAAGUCUAACUCUAGACAUACAGGUAAAAUGAAUCCUUAAUCCACUUUUUCCUUAGUCCUCUAAUCUGAAAAUGUGUAUGGUCAAAUGUGUAUGGUCAUGGGACUGUCUAACAUUCCCCAUGUUUUUCCCAGAGACUGAAAUCUGUAUAUGUUUAUUAUCACUCCUCUAGCCCCCAUAGUCUUUCUUUAAUUUGUAUUGACAAGCUUUUCAAAGAAAAGUACAUUCAUUACCUGUAUAUGUUUAGGGAUCUGUUUCCAUGUCUGGAACUCUGUUUUAUCUAUUGCCAUUGAUGCUUCCCAAAUGCUUCUCUUUCCUCCAUGUCAAGGAAGAUCCCUGCAGUGUACUCUCCUAACACAGGCUUUUUUUAUGGAGAUUAAAAUGUUUGAGACAAACAAUGCAAUAUCUGUCUAUCUGUUUCUAAUGCACAUUGUAGUGUUUGUUUGUGUCAAUUAAUCCCUUAAAGGAUGGGAUCCUCUAAUUUGAAUCAUUUCGAAAAAUAUAUAUUUUUGCUGUUCUGAUUUUCAGUUAUGGUUCUGCUUUUACUGGAAUGCAAACCUCUUAACAGCCUUAAAGGGAAUAUAUUGUUGUUGGACACUUUUUAUAUUUGAAUGUGUAGCUUUUUCUAUACUCAGAUAAGCAACCUGUCUAAAUCUACACUAUUGUCUGGUGUUUGUUUAUUUUAAACUAAAUAAAAAUCAGGAUAAAACAUU
This is a messenger RNA of Salmo salar (Atlantic salmon), 4209 nucleotides long. Its product is annotated as transcription factor E3. The record is from RefSeq and is a predicted model, not a curated record. NCBI's taxonomy places the organism in Eukaryota, Metazoa, Chordata, Actinopteri, Salmoniformes, Salmonidae. Gene Ontology annotation, biological process: regulation of transcription by RNA polymerase II. Gene Ontology annotation, cellular component: nucleus. Gene Ontology annotation, molecular function: DNA-binding transcription factor activity, RNA polymerase II-specific; protein dimerization activity; RNA polymerase II cis-regulatory region sequence-specific DNA binding.